Messenger RNA from Oppia nitens, 1005 nucleotides. RefSeq names its product follistatin-A-like (gene Fs). Gene Ontology annotation, biological process: anatomical structure development. Gene Ontology annotation, molecular function: protein binding; calcium ion binding; collagen binding. The coding region runs from base 1 to 1005 and encodes 334 amino acids. The record is from RefSeq and is a predicted model, not a curated record. The transcript has 6 exons. Lineage: Eukaryota; Metazoa; Arthropoda; Arachnida; Sarcoptiformes; Oppiidae.
AUGUGUUGGAGUUCGCCCAAAAACGGUCGGUGCACUGAAUUGCUUAAGACGGGAGUCACUGAAGAUGAAUGUUGUAAUGGUGUGGACAGUCAUAAUUCAGGUAUCGGUGCUACCGCUUACAGUGCUGAGGACCUCAAAGGUGGACAGUUAUUUUAUUAUCGAGCUUUGAGAGGUGGCGUUCCCUGUAACUCAUGUAAAGCCUCAUGUGAUGGUAUUGAAUGUAAAGCCGGCAGAAAGUGUGUGGUUAACAGAGAUGGUCAGCCCGAGUGUGUUUGCGCUCCCAAAUGCUCGCGACGUAAGAGGAAAAUGGGUCCGGUUUGUGGAAGUGAUGGCCAAACAUAUCGUCACAUUUGUCGUCUAUUAAAACGUAAAUGUCGUAAGGAUUCUACUCUUACCGUUGAAUACUAUGGUAAUUGUGAGGAGUCAUGCGAUAGGGUUGGUUGUAGUGAAAACAAGACGUGUAUAAUAGACCAAAAUUUGAGACCUCAUUGUGUAAGGUGUAGACAUUACUGUCCACCUAUCAGUGCCAAUACACGUCCAGUUUGUGGUAUCGAUAACAUUACAUAUAGUAGUUAUUGUCAUUUGCAAACACAGGCCUGUCUAUCGGGUAGAGCCAUACAAGUGGCUUAUAGAGGACAUUGCAAACGUGAAGCUAACUGUCAGUCUAUCACUUGUAGUCAAAAUAAAAAGUGUUUGACUGAUAGAGUCAACGGUGGAGGGGCCAGAUGUGUGACCUGUCCUAUGGGUUGUCCCAAACAUUUGGCUAUCAAUCAGGACUUAAUGACUAAUAAAAUGAUAUGCGCUUCAAAUAAUAUGACUUAUUUGAACUGGUGUUCAAUGAUGAAAGAGGGUUGUAAUACAGGCAAUUACUUAUACGUGGUGUCCAGUGGACCCUGUCCUCAAUAUGAUGGACUCACGGUUAAUAUGAUAGACGAUCCCAACAAGUUUUUUAAGAAAGCCAUCGUCAAGAUUAACAAAUACGACAAAUUUGAUGCCAAAAGAUGA